Messenger RNA from Henningerozyma blattae CBS 6284, 1260 nucleotides. RefSeq lists its product as uncharacterized. The record is from RefSeq and is a predicted model, not a curated record. NCBI's taxonomy places the organism in Eukaryota, Fungi, Ascomycota, Saccharomycetes, Saccharomycetales, Saccharomycetaceae. The transcript has a single exon. The coding region runs from base 1 to 1260 and encodes 419 amino acids.
AUGAGUUUCAAUGAUAGGCAAAGAAGCAAACCACCUAAGGAGUCAAAGCCCAAUUCUAAAAAACCCCCCAAGAUUUUGUCAAAAGAUCACUUUGCAGUUUUAAGCCCAUCACUUCCAUCAGGAACCUCAAAACAUUCCUCUUCUGAUUCCCAAGAAGAUUUAGAAUUUUUUUCACCUGGGUUACAUGAUUUUUAUUUGAACCCAAGUAACUUUUCAAAUGAUAUGAAUUCUCAUAUUAUUUCAGAAAAUGGCAAUAAUGUUGAUAAUUCUUCUCUUCCAACUAUAACCCAAAGUUCUAUUGGAAAUUCUUCCACAAAAAUAUCUUCUAUAAAUGGCAUGUCUUCAAAAAAUGAUUCUAAAGAAAAAGAUUCAGAAGAUGAAGAUUAUUCAAGUUCAUUCUCUUUCGAAAGGAACAGUGAUGAACAAAAAUCAACAAAGAGUACAAAUAAUACUAGAACAAAACAGAACUCUCAGCAUCAUUCUAAUAAAAACCAGUCCAGAAUAUCUGACAGAAAUAAACCUAAAAAAAAUAGAACUAGUUACAUUGAAGAUUUUGAAUCCUCCUCUGAAGAAGAAAUAAUUGAUUUAUUUCAAAAGAAAAAAAUAGAAAAAUUAAAAAAGUCAAGUAAUAACAAUAAUAAACACCAUACUUCACUGGAUACCCAUAAUAAUUCUGAAAAUCAACAUUAUAGGAAACAAAAGCAUUGUCGUUUUGAAACUGGAAUUUCUCCAUAUAGUAGCGAUAAUGACAUGGAUGAAGAAGCAAAUAGUUUACAGAUGGAUCUAUUCAAUCCCAAUAAUAUGACAUUCAGAAGUAUUGAAGAUAUUAAAAAACUAUCAACUAUGUCAUUACCAAACUUAAAUUAUUCUACCCCAAUAGUAACUAAAGAAAUAAGAGAGGAAAGACGUAAAAAAUAUAGUAAAAAAGAAAUUAAGCAUUGGAGCUUACAAAGAAAGUUAAAUAUUGAUAAUGGUAUAAUAGGAGAACCACAUAAUGAUGAAGAUGAUGUAUUAGUGAAGCAUAUUAAUAUUUUAAGGAAAGGUAAUACAGGAAAUAUUAUAUCUUUAACUACUAAUAGAUAUGGUGAUGUUGAUUUUUAUACAACUAUUCAAGAAAAGUAUAAGAAUUUUCGAAGAGCUUCAGAGAGUAAUCAGAAUGAAGUAAGAGAACAAAAUAAAGCCAAUGAACAAAAUAAAGAUAAUGAGCAAAACGAAAGCAACGAACAGAACAAUGAGGGGGAAAAGAUGCAAGUAAGAUGA